CACAAGGGCAGAGAGUGUCAAAAUGAUCGUCGGCUUCGGUUCCCAUUAGAGCACAUUUACGAUUGCGUAAUUGUCGGUCCUCAGGCUCGUUCUCACUCAAUCAGCCUAACAAACAAACCAGAAAGAGAGCCUUUUUCAAUUUCAGAUAUAUAUAUAUAUAGAUAUAUAUAAGUAAGAAUUAUAUAAGAUUAUUGUUAUUUAGUUUAUAAUACACUUUCUUCUUCGUUUUCUUCCUCUUACUCUUCUUUGGAAAAAUCUAAUCCCUCAGAUGAAUAAGCCCAACAUGCACCGUUUAGAUCUGUGAAUGAACCACCAUCUUCUGUUUUUUUUUUCUUCUUCGCGUGCACUGAUCCGCCAUCUCCGAAUCCAUGUCCUCCUCCCAAACCCUCGGCGGCAUUUCCCGCUGCGGCCGCGUCCUUGGCCCUUCCCUGGACAAGAUCGUGAAGAACGCGGCAUGGCGGAAGCACUCCAACCUCGUUGCCGCCUGCAAAUCGGCGCUCGACAAGCUCGAGACGCUCUCCGAUUCCUUCUCCGAUCCAAACUCGCCUCUGUCCGGUCUCUGCCUCUCUGACUCUGAAUUCGUCCUCCAACCGCUCCUCCUUGCGAUUGGCUCCGCUUACGCCAAGGUCGUCGAGCCCGCUCUCGAAUGCGCCUUCAAGCUCUUCUCCCUCGGUCUCAUCCAUGGCGAAAUCGAUAGCGCUAAGCCUCAGAAUAUGGCGUUCAAGCUUGUUGAGGCUGUUUAUAAGUCGGGCGGGCUUGGUGAGGAGGCGAUCGAGCUUGGUGUGCUUCGUGUUCUGCUUUCCGCGGUUCGAUCUCCGUGCGUGUUGAUUCGCGGUGAUUGUUUGGUGAGUAUUGUUAGGGCUUGUUACAAUGUGUAUCUUGGUGGCCAAAAUGGUACCAAUCAGAUCUGUGCCAAGUCGGUUCUUGCACAGAUUAUGGUGAUCGUGUUUACCAGAGUCGAGGAGGACUCAAUGGACGUUGUCAUAAAGAGGGUCUCUGUGCAUGAAUUGCUGGAAUUCACCGAUAAGAACUUGAACGAAGGGAGUUCCAUCUACUUCUGCCAGAACUUUGUGAAUGAGAUUAUAGAUACAAGUGAAGGGAGUUCUAAACAGUUGACGCCAUCUCCGGUGCACAAACUGCAAAAUGGCAAUGGCUCCGCUGGAAAAGUAGAAGAUUUGGGACAUGGAGAUUCGAUUGAGGGAGCUGAAUCGGGUGAUGGUGGUGGCAGUAAGAUUAGGGACGAUGGCUUUCUUUUAUUCAGAAAUUUGUGUAAGUUGUCCAUGAAAUUCUCGUCGCAGGAGCACCCUGAUGAUCAAAUUCUGUUGAGAGGGAAAAUUUUGUCGUUGGAGCUGCUAAAGGUAGUCAUGGAGAAUGGGGGCUCGAUUUGGCGCUCCAAUGAGAGGUUCCUCAAUUCUAUCAAGCAGUUCCUGUGCUUAUCAUUGUUAAAAAACAGUGCACUGUCUGUUAUGGCUAUUUUCCAGCUUCAGUGUUCUAUUUUCAUGAUCUUGUUAUCAAAAUUUAGAUCAGGGUUGAAAGCAGAAAUUGGUAUAUUUUUUCCCAUGCUUGUUCUCCGGGUGCUUGAGAAUGUGCUUCAGCCUAGUUUUGUCCAGAAAAUGACUGUCCUCAACUUAUUGGAGAAGAUUUCUCAGGAUUCACAGAUUAUCAUUGACAUCUUUGUCAACUAUGAUUGUGACGUGGAUUCUCCAAACAUCUUUGAAAGGAUUGUCAAUGGCCUUCUGAAAACUGCUCUAGGACCUCCUUCUGGUUCAACCACGACAUUGUCUCCUGCACAAGAUAUUACAUUUCGGCAUGAGUCAGUUAAAUGCCUGGUUUGCAUCAUUAAAUCAAUGGGAACUUGGAUGGACCAGCUAAGACUAGGAGACUUGGAUCUGGUCAAGGGCCAUGAGAGUGAUUCUUCAACAGAGAACCAUUUGACCCAGCCUGGAGAAGAAGGAACUUCUGAUUAUGAAUUACAUCCUGAAGGAAAUUCAGAAUCCUCAGAUGCUGCUACGCUCGAGCAGCGUCGAGCUUAUAAAAUUGAAAUGCAGAAAGGUAUAUCACUGUUUAAUAGGAAGCCAUCAAAGGGCAUUGAGUUUCUGAUAAGCACCAAAAAAAUUGGUAGUUCUCCUGAAGAGGUUGCUUCUUUCCUGAAGAAGACUAGUGGCCUAAAUGAAACUGUGAUUGGUGACUAUUUGGGUGAAAGGGAGGAAUUUUCCCUCAAAGUUAUGCAUGCUUAUGUGGAUUCCUUCAAUUUUAUUGGGAUGGAUUUUGGUGAAGCGAUAAGGUUUUUCCUGCGGGGAUUCAGGUUACCUGGAGAAGCACAGAAGAUUGACCGCAUUAUGGAGAAGUUUGCUGAGCGCUAUUGUAAAUGCAAUCCGAGUUCGUUUACCAGUGCAGACACUGCUUAUGUUCUCGCUUACUCUGUGAUUUUGCUUAACACAGAUGCACAUAAUAACAUGGUGAAAGAAAAGAUGACAAAGGCUGACUUUAUUAGGAAUAACCGUGGAAUAGAUGAUGGAAAGGAUUUACCUGAAGAGUAUCUUGGCACCCUUUAUGAUCAAAUUGUUAAAAAUGAAAUCAAGAUGAAUGCUGAACCUUCUGCACCACAGAGCAAGCAGGCAAAUAGCAUUAAUAAAUUACUGGGCUUAGAUGGUAUCCUCAAUCUGGUGACUUGGAAGCAGACUGAAGAAAAAGCAUUGGGUGCCAAUGGGCUUCUUAUAAGACAUAUUCAGGAGCAAUUUAAAGCAAAGUCAGGAAAGUCAGAGUCUGUAUAUCAUGCUGUUACAGAUAUUGCCAUAUUGAGGUUUAUGGUGGAGGUUUGCUGGGGUCCAAUGCUGGCUGCAUUUAGUGUGACACUUGACCAAAGUGAUGACAGGCUUGCUACUUCUCAAUGUUUGCAGGGAUUUCGACAUGCUGUUCAUAUUACUGCAGUGAUGGGCAUGCAAACUCAAAGAGAUGCAUUUGUCACAUCCAUGGCCAAGUUUACUUAUCUUCAUUGUGCUGCAGAUAUGAAGCAAAAAAAUGUUGAUGCUGUGAAGGCAAUAAUAACAAUUGCCAUUGAAGAUGGCAAUUAUCUUGAGGAAGCAUGGGAGCACAUAUUAACAUGCCUUUCUCGAAUAGAGCAUCUGCAAUUGUUGGGAGAGGGUGCACCACCUGAUGCAUCCUUUCUUACUGUAUCAAAUGUUGAAACAGAUGAAAAGGUACCAAAAGCAAUGGGUUUUCCAUCUCUAAAGAAGAAAGGAACUCUUCAGAAUCCAGCUGUAAUGGCUGUUGUCCGUGGGGGUUCGUAUGACAGUACAAGUAGCGGAGUAAACACUUCUGGACUGGUAUCUCCAGUACAGAUUAAUAACUUCAUCUCAAACUUGAAUUUGCUGGAUCAAAUUGGGAACUUUGAGUUGAAUCAUGUAUUUGCUCAUAGUCAAAGGUUGAACAGUGAAGCAAUAGUGGCUUUUGUGAAGGCCUUGUCUAAAGUUGCCAUGUCUGAGUUGCAAUCUCCAACAGAUCCUCGUGUAUUUAGCCUCACAAAAAUAGUUGAAAUAGCGCAUUACAAUAUGAAUCGCAUCAGAUUAGUGUGGUCUCGUAUAUGGAAUGUUCUCUCAGAUUUCUUUGUUUCAGUUGGCUUGUCAGAAAAUCUCUCAGUUGCCAUAUUUGUGAUGGAUUCAUUACGUCAGCUUGCUAUGAAAUUCUUGGAGCGUGAGGAACUAGCAAAUUACAACUUUCAGAAUGAAUUUUUGAGACCAUUUGUGAUUGUUAUGCAAAAGAGCAGCUCUGCAGAAAUUAGGGAGUUGAUUGUUCGUUGCAUUUCACAAAUGGUGCUAAGCCGUGUCAGUAAUGUGAAAUCUGGAUGGAAAAGUGUUUUUAUGAUUUUCACGGCUGCUGCUGCUGAUGAACGAAAAAAUAUAGUCCUGUUGGCCUUUGAGACCAUGGAAAAGAUAGUGCGAGAAUAUUUUCCCUAUAUAACUGAGACAGAGACGUUAACUUUCACUGAUUGUGUCAAAUGCCUCAUAACAUUCACAACUAGUAGAUUCAACAGUGAUGUUAGCCUCAAUGCCAUUGCUUUUCUCCGCUUUUGUGCAGUCAAACUUGCAGAAGGAGGACUUGUUUACAAUGAGAAGAGCAAGGUUGAUGGUUUCAAUCUGGUUGUAAAUGAGGAUGCUUCAGAUGUACAGACUGUAACAGAGAAAGAUGAUAGUACAUCCUAUUGGCUUCCUUUGCUUACAGGUUUGGCAAAACUGGCAUCUGAUCCAAGAUCAGCUAUCAGGAAGAGUUCUUUGGAAGUUCUUUUCAACAUUCUAAAGGAUCAUGGUCAUCUUUUCUCACACACAUUUUGGACUGGUGUUUUCAGCACUGUUAUUUUCCCUCUAUUUGAUUGCGCAUUUGACAAGAGAGAGACACCUAUGAAAGAUGAUGAAUAUUCUCCAGUUUCAAGAUCUUCACAGCACGAGGGAAGUACAUGGGAUUCUGAAACUUCUGCAGUGGCAGCAGAAUGUCUUCUAGAUCUAUUUGACAGUUUUUUUGAUGUAGUGAGGCCUCAUCUACCUGGUGUGAUAUCAAUACUGACAGGACUCAUAAGAAGUCCUAUUCAGGGUCCAGCUAGCACUGGAGUUGCUGCAUUGAUGCGUCUGACUAGUGAUUUGGGUGGCAAAUUUUCUGAAGAUGACUGGAGAGAGAUUUUUCUAGCCUUGAAGGAAGCAGCAACAUCGGCAGUGCCUGGACUCAUGAAGGUUUUGAGAACUAUGGAUAACAUUGACGUGCCUGGUGUUUCUCAAUCAUAUAAUGAUGUGGAAAUGUCGUCUGAUCAUGGGUUGACAAAUGAUGAUCUUGAGGAUGAUAAUCUGCAAAUGGCAGCAUAUGUGGUUUCGAGAAUGAAAAGUCAUAUUGCGAUGCAGCUUCUCAUUAUACAGGUUGUUACGGAUUUGCAUACAAUGCAUCUUCAGUCCUUGUCAGUAGCAAAUACUUCAAUCCUUCUUGAACUAUUUUCCUCUAUUGCAUCGCAUGCUCACCAACUGAAUUCUGAGACAAUCCUACAGAAGAAGCUGCAGAAAGUGUGUGCAAUCCUGGAGCUCAGUGCUCCACCCAUGGUUCAUUUUGAGAAUGAGUCGUAUCAGAGUUAUCUCAAUUUCCUCCAAAAUCUACUUGUGGAUAGCCCAUUGCUCUGUAAUGAGAUCAACAUAGAAGCUCAACUUGUUGCAGUGUGUGAAAAAAUAUUGCAGAUAUACCUGAACUGUACCAGAACUUAUUCCUCGCAGCAGAAACCGGUUAAUCAGCCUGUCGUUCACUGGAUUCUUCCUUUGGGUUCUGCAAAGAAGGAAGAAUUGGCGGCGAGAACCGCUUUGGUUGUCACAGCAUUGCAGGUAUUGAGUGGUUUAGAAAAGGAUUCAUUCAAAAGGUACAUUUCGCAAUUCUUUCCGUCGUUGGUAGAUCUUGUGAAGUGUGAGCACAGCUCUGGAGAAGUUCAGCGUGUUUUAAGCAACAUGUUCCAAUCAUGUAUAGGCCCAAUAAUAAUGCAAUGAUUUAUUAUUUUUAUGGUAUACAUAUAUAUAUAUAUAUAUACAUACACAUGCCGGUCAUCAGAUCUCAGUUUUCCUGUCAAUUUUCUUCACGGACUGGUUUAUGAGCCAUGAUGUAAAGUAUAUUAUUCUUUUUUUUUUUUUUUUUUUUUUUUUGUAGUAUAUGCCAAUUCUGGACUUUCCCAGAUUUUGAAGGAAUGUAUGGGCCUAGUUGCCAACGAUAUAUGGAUUGGAAAAGUAUAUUUUCUAUUUGACUACCUGAAAAUCUGUAUUGUUUGGAAGCACAAAAAUAAAAAAUAAAAAAAUCUAAUCUUCCAACUUUAUCCACUGCCUGUAAGGUCUGGUUUA
This is a messenger RNA of Ziziphus jujuba (common jujube), 5858 nucleotides long. RefSeq names its product brefeldin A-inhibited guanine nucleotide-exchange protein 1. NCBI's taxonomy places the organism in Eukaryota, Viridiplantae, Streptophyta, Magnoliopsida, Rosales, Rhamnaceae. The coding region runs from base 369 to 5513 and encodes 1714 amino acids. The record is from RefSeq and is a predicted model, not a curated record. The transcript has 11 exons. Gene Ontology annotation, cellular component: trans-Golgi network. Gene Ontology annotation, molecular function: guanyl-nucleotide exchange factor activity. Gene Ontology annotation, biological process: regulation of ARF protein signal transduction.